This is a messenger RNA of Centruroides sculpturatus (bark scorpion), 1839 nucleotides long. RefSeq lists its product as uncharacterized. Bases 80 to 673 code for a protein of 197 amino acids. The record is from RefSeq and is a predicted model, not a curated record. Lineage: Eukaryota; Metazoa; Arthropoda; Arachnida; Scorpiones; Buthidae. The transcript has 5 exons.
AUUUUUUUAGUUAAUUUUAGAAUAUUUUGUGAGAGCAACUGAAAAAUGUUCUUUAUCACAUGCAUCUACAGCUUGGUCAAUGGGAAAACGUCAUAUUUUCCUUAGUGAAGGAGCUAGACAGCAGUUAGAAUUAUUAAGGGUGGAAAGACGUCACAAUGCCUCUGUUCUCAUUCAGUCUGUAUGGAGAGGAUGGCAUUUUCGCAGGUGUCAUUGGCUUACCUUAAAAAGAAAUUUGCAAAUUCAGGCAAGAGUUAAAACUACUAGACCUCAAUCUUCAACAACUGUAAAUACUUCAACCCAAGGAUUAUGCUCAAGACCUCGACCUCAACCAAUAGCUGGAACACCACCCCCUGAUCUAGAAAAAUGUGAUCAGAAAACUAUUCAGCAGACCUGUUCAUUAUUUGGAUUAGAUUUGGAACGCCCUCCACCUGUCCCACCAAGUCGGCCUUACACUGUUUCAGGAAAUACAAAAAUGGGCUAUCCACAGUCAAGAAUAAUGAAGAUGAAUUAUCCAGAGGAAGGAAAUGCUGAUGUGAUACUGUUAAAAGGAGAGUCAGUAUUAGUUGUUGGAGCAUCUGCACGAAGAGGUCAUUUGAUUGUAGAAUAUAAAAAUCAUACAAUACAUGUUCCAUAUCAAUUUCUUGAAUUAAAACAAGAUAGUGUAGAUAUAUAAAGAUUGCAUUCAAUUUUAGAUUAAGAAUAUACUCUAUUAAUGUUAAAUAAUGAUGUUAACAUUUUUUAAACAGUAAAUAUUGGUCUAUUUAUUAGUGCAAUUGCAUCAUUGUUAUUGUUUGUUAGAUACGAUUGUGCUAAUUAAUACGAAAAUUUGGGGCAUAAUAAAAUAUAAUGUUUAACAUUCAAAACCUUGAUAUGAAAUAAAAUUUCAUUAAAAAUUAAAAAUGUUAGUUUUACCUAAAAGUAGGCCAAUAUUUAUUGCUUAAUAAAAUCUUAGAAUAAUGUUAAAUAUUUCAUAAACUUUAUUUUUACAUACUUGUAUAUACAUGUAUGUUUAUGUACUGUACUGUAUGUGUUUGUGUUAUUAUGUUAAUUGUUGAAAAGUGUUAUGUAUAAGACAUAGAUACCAUGGAUGCCAAAAAACAUAAAAUAUUUUUUGUACCAUGUUAGGGGACUUGGAUUGUUUAAGUAUCAUUUUUUAUAGUACAUAUAUAUAUAUAUAAAUAUGUAUAUAUAUAUAUAUACAUACAUACACAUUUACUUAAUCAUUUUUUUAAUUAGCCGGAGGGAAAUAUCCAUCCAAUUGGCUAAGGUGUAAUAAAUAACUCAGGGUAUACAGCAGAGCACAACUGGAAAUUUAUGUGUACAGUUUUAAAACUUACUGUUGUUGAUUAUAUACUUCAUCUAGUAUACUGUAGCACAGUAAAUUCAAAUUUAACAAUUUUAAAAAAAUGUUUGUUAGUAUCCUAGAGAUGAUUAUGAAAUCAAAUGUGGUUUUUUUAUCAUAUUUCUCUGGAAGUUUUAUAAAAAAUUUGAGCUUUAUAAGUAAAAACAAAUUGUGCCAAAUUUUGACCAGCAAAAUUCCAUUUUCAUGUAAGUUUUUGUUAUAUAACAACAUUAUCAUUCAUUAAUUAAUUUAUAUUUAUUUUCAUCAAGUUGCCAAAUCAUCAUGUUUCAAGUUUAAUGUUGUAAAUUGUUAAAUUUUUCCUAAUUAAGCAACACUGGCUGAAAACAAACAUGAUCGACAUUCCAAAUAUUUUACUCAGUAUUACCUCAUCUAAGUUCCUAUCUUGAAUAUACAACUAAUUAAAUUAAUUUGUACUUCUACAGUAAAUCCUGCCCUCCAUUAGUAUAAAAUUUGUAUAUAUAAAGUUUGUAACAGCA